GCGGCAGUUUGGUCUGAAACAUCUGCUGGAGAGCGCAUCCCUUAGGGUUGGGUUGGCCUGAACUUGGAAGCUUCAACUGUUUCGCUUCCUCAGGGUGCUUCUUUGUCCUUGCUGCGAUUUCGUUCAUGUUUUAGCAGCAAUCACCGGGUGGAUUUGGUUUCUCUGUCUGGUUUGCAUUGUUGCUUUCUCCGGGGCGUUUAGCGGCAGGCGCGAUGUCGGGGUUCCAUCUGCCGAGCAACUAUGGCAUGCAGGGGAUGCUCAAGGAGGGGCACAAGCUGAUCUCCGGGUUGGAGGAGGCGGUGUUAAAGAACAUCGAGGCUUGCCAGCAGGUGUCGAAGAUCGCGUCGAGCUCGUUGGGGCCGAAUGGCAUGAACAAGAUGGUGAUCAACCACUUGGACAAGCUGUUCGUGACAAACGACGCGGGGACCAUUCUGCAGGAGCUGGAGGUGCAGCACCCCGCGGCCAAGGUUUUGGUGCUGGCAGCGAAGGCGCAGCAGGAGGAGAUUGGCGAUGCAGCGAAUCUGGUGGUGUCUUUUGCUGGGGAGCUUCUGGGCGGCGCAGAGCAGCUCAUCCGGACCGGGUUGCAUCCCAGCGAGAUUGUGACGGGUUACGCGAAGGCCAGCCUCAAGUGUUUGGAGAUCUUGGAGAAGGAGCUGGUGGUGCCCGGGUCGGAUACCAUGGACGUGCGCAACCCCGAGGAGGUGGUGCAUCGGAUGAAGUCCGCGGUUGCGAGCAAACAGUAUGGCCAGGAAAGCAUUCUGUGCCCUUUGAUUGCCGAUGCUUGCAUCCAGGUGUGUCCGAAGAAUCCGAUGAACUUCAACGUCGACAAUGUCCGCGUUGCGAAAAUUCUGGGAGGAGGGAUCCAUGAUUCUCAGGUUGUGCGGGGCAUGGUUCUGAAGAGCGAGUCUGUGGGCACCAUCAAGAAAGCUCAGAACGCGAAGGUGGCCGUUUUUGGAGGUGGCGUGGACACGGCUGCGACGGAGACGAAAGGAACCGUGCUCAUCAACAGCGGCGCCGAGCUGGAAAACUACGCUAAGACCGAGGAGGCUAAAGUUGAGGAGUUAAUAAAAUCCAUAGCAGCUUCGGGUGCCACAGUUAUUGUCAGCGGUGGUGCUGUUGGCGAGAUGGCUCUGCAUUUUUGUGAGCGUUAUAAGUUGAUGGUGGUGAAGAUCGCUUCCAAGUUUGAGCUACGUCGUUUUUGUCGCACUACGGGUGCAGUAUCUCUGGUUAAACUGCAGCAGCCAACCCCGGACGAGUUAGGGUUUGCAGACUCUGUCGUUGUGGAAGAGCUCGGAGGCACCAGGGUUACCGUUGUUAAGAACGAAACGGGUGGGAACCUGGUUGCAACGUUAGUGAUCCGCGGAAGCACGGACAGCUUGUUGGAUGACGUGGAGCGAGCAGUCGAUGAUGGUGUGAACUCGUACAAGGCCAUGUGCCGGGACAGUAAGUUAGUGCCUGGAGCUGGUGCGACGGAGAUCGAGUUGGCCAAGAGAUUGAAGGAAUACGGUGCCAUGGAGGCAGGCCUCGUUCAAUAUGCGAUCGACAAGUAUGCCGACAGUCUGGAAGUUGUCCCUCGCAUUCUUGCUGAGAACGCAGGUCUCAAUUCCACCGACGUGAUUUCUUCUCUGUACGCUGCGCAUGCGGCCAAUCGAACCAGCGCUGGUGUAGACAUUGAAACCGGGUCCAUAGUGGACCAGGAUCAUGAGGCCGGGGUGUGGGAUCUACUAACUCCCAAGUAUUGGGCAUUGAAGCUAGCCACAGAUGCCGCCUGCACGGUGCUUCGGGUAGACCAAAUCAUCAUGGCCAAGCAGGCAGGAGGACCCAAGCCCAGGGCCGGCGACGGAGGAGACGAGGACUAGAAAUUGGAGGGGAUGAAGACGGUUGCCUUAUUAGCGCAAGCAUGGGGUCCAAGGAGUUAAUGAUGCUUAGCACGUUUCUGUAGAUCCUUAAGGUUUCAGUUGAAAACCUUGGCCGGAGGACCCUUUUAGUUCUAUGUCUGCUUGGUCGUAUCGCCACCUUCUCAUGGAAGGGUGAAGUCCCACGCUUUAUUUUUUGGGUGCAUGCCGGCAGACGGGAGUAGCUACAACCUCUAGUUUUGAUGUUCUAACAAGACGACAUGCGAGGUGCACCUUGAAAAGUGACAAAAUGGGGUUGAUUUGAGUAGGCCAUACAUUUUUCCACCUGGAGGGCAGUUUUGUCCAAAGAAGUUCUUUAAGAAUGUACGUGUUUCAUGUAUGUAGUUCGUUCUUCUUGCUUA
Messenger RNA from Physcomitrium patens, 2257 nucleotides. Its product is annotated as T-complex protein 1 subunit theta. Gene Ontology annotation, molecular function: ATP binding; ATP hydrolysis activity; ATP-dependent protein folding chaperone. Lineage: Eukaryota; Viridiplantae; Streptophyta; Bryopsida; Funariales; Funariaceae. The record is from RefSeq and is a predicted model, not a curated record. Gene Ontology annotation, biological process: protein folding.